CUUCGCUUCUGGUAAUAAGUUGGCGAUGUCCCCUGCAGCAUGUCACCUCGCCUGCUGCCGCUGGAGUUAAGGAGACGGGUGGAGGACGGUUCUGCCAGCGGCGAAUCAGAGGGGUCUUGUUGCCGCCCUUGAGUCUCAACCUCUCCUCCCGUCCCAGCCGGUGGCGGUGGGAAACGCACUCCACAGACUUCAGAGGGGCCUGCCACCUGCCAUGCCCCCGCUCCACUGUUUGCUUAGGUGCUCGGGUGGCUCGAGCUUUCCCCGCGACCAAAGAACCUCUACUGCUAGGGAUCGCUAGGGCCGCCGUCUGCGGGCCCUGCCAUUCGCUGCCUGGAUGUUAAUCGUCACCGCAAUUCUCGACGCUCAUUCGACGCUGGUCAGCGACCCCCCAAAUCGCACAACUGGCAGCCACCAACGCUUUCCAUGAAUUUCCUGUUCAUUGGGUCCGUCGUUGGGUCCCUAGCUCAAGGGGAAUCAGCCCGAAAGCGGUCGCUGGUGGGGCUCUUCGCCAUUGCCAUUGCUCAUUCGUGUCCUCGGACGGGGCCUGUCAUGCAGAACAUGCUCGACGGUCACAAUAGCGGUCGACGGCCGACCCAACACCCCGACCUCCUCGCGGGGCAUGACAUGAAAUGGCAUGCUGCGUCGAUGAUGAGCGUCUCGAGCAUUUCGACUCGGGUCGGUCGUCCAGUCCAUCGACAAUCGUCAAUGGGGGGCCGGGGAGAGGGCCACCUUUUUGAGCGCGCUAGGUUCCAGGGGCCGAGGCGGGCUGGUGGGCUGGAGUGGGCUGUAGCCUGGCUGACGAUGGCGGGAGACGACGGGAAGGGAAAAUGCCGUGGGAAAAUGCUGGGUGCCCGGGCUUCUUCUGAUAGAGCCCGCCCCCACCCCAUGCGUUCGGAUGCUUGCUGUACAGUACGGAUUCCAGCACACUGGCAACCCGGAUCUCUCGCUCUCGGUCGCGUUUACAGCUUCUCUCACUCACCAGUGGAAGCGUCGCCGCGAGCGCUUCCGGACAGUGGACGUACCUGGGAGAGGUGUUCACAUCACGUCUGCCGCGCGACUGACCAAUUCGAAGACUUCACAGGCAUCUUGUGUUCUGCGUGGCGAGCAUCCAAGUUCGCGUUGGUGCGCAUCACAGCAGCUUGCAUACACUUUGCGAGCGUUGGUCUUGCUUUGCGUGCUUGGCUUUCUUUGCUUGUUCGUCUUGACGGUCACCUGAAAUACGUGUAUACGGUCACUCCGCAAGGGGGGGACCAACCACUCGCUCGAGAUCAUCAGCCCUGGAGGCGAUAACGACAGCUGCCGAGACUCUCGGAUCACACAACAUCCAGAAAAUACAGCAGCACAACAGCACAGCAGCACAGCCUGAGCACAGGGAGACGGGCCAUCGCGAGCUCUCGGUGCUUGCUGGCCCCCAACCCGCCCGGUUCAGAGCCCGUCC
Molecule: messenger RNA, 1438 nt
Organism: Lasiosphaeria miniovina
Lineage: Eukaryota; Fungi; Ascomycota; Sordariomycetes; Sordariales; Lasiosphaeriaceae
Exons: 1
Coding region: 424-1290 (288 amino acids)
Source: RefSeq, a predicted model, not a curated record